Messenger RNA from Sordaria macrospora k-hell, 546 nucleotides. RefSeq lists its product as uncharacterized. The record is from RefSeq and is a predicted model, not a curated record. NCBI's taxonomy places the organism in Eukaryota, Fungi, Ascomycota, Sordariomycetes, Sordariales, Sordariaceae.
AUGGAGUCGCUCAAAAGCUUUGUUCGCCGCACCGUCGACGAUGAGUCGCCUAAUGCCAACCUCGUCAACCUAAUGAUCGCCCUCCUGGUGCUCGUCUUUUGCGCCCUUCUUUCAGUCACCAUUCUCUUGCUCCUCAAGAGAAUCAAGCAAAAGACCACCGGACACAACGAGAGUCUUCCUCAGUACCACGACGAACAGAAGCGUUCCAGUAAUCACCGACGCCUUACGAUCUCGACCGGGCCCGGCGCCCCCCGGUCUAGCGUCAUUGUCUUCAAGGAUGGACAGCCCAUGCUGCAGAACCCGUCUUCCCCUCCUCACUCGCCCGACAACGUUCCCGAAAUCCACAUUACGUUCCCUGAUGAGCAGGAUGAUCAAGGCCGCCAGCGCAGCGGUCGCGUCCUCGUUGUCAGACUUGGAGAGUCGACCAUUGGCCUCGAGCCCCGCCAGGAUGAGCAGCUCCCUGCCUACGAGAAGGAAAGCAACUCGCAGUUUGUCUCCGUCGACAUCGAGAAGAUCGGCGGACUCAAGGAGAAGGAGUACCGUUAA